GUUCAUGAACCACCCAGCUCCAGCAAACAGCCGCUACAAACCCACUUGCUAUGAACAUGCUGCUAACUGUUACACACAUGCAUUCCUCAUUGUUCCUGCGAUUGUGGGUAGUGCCCUUCUCCACCGGCUUUCUGAUGAUCGAUGGGAGAAGAUAACAGCGUGGAUGUACGGCAUGGGGCUCUGCGCGCUCUUCAUCGUCUCCACAGUGUUUCAUAUCGUUUCUUGGAAAAAGAGUCACUUAAGGACAAUGGAGCAUUGCUUUCACAUGUGUGACAGAAUGAUGAUCUAUGUCUUUAUCGCGGCGUCGUACGCACCAUGGUAA
This is a messenger RNA of Leptosomus discolor (cuckoo roller), 322 nucleotides long. NCBI's taxonomy places the organism in Eukaryota, Metazoa, Chordata, Aves, Leptosomiformes, Leptosomidae. The record is from RefSeq and is a predicted model, not a curated record.